This is a messenger RNA of Durio zibethinus, 596 nucleotides long. RefSeq lists its product as uncharacterized. Lineage: Eukaryota; Viridiplantae; Streptophyta; Magnoliopsida; Malvales; Malvaceae. The record is from RefSeq and is a predicted model, not a curated record.
AAAAACGACGGCGUUCCGACACAGUCAAAACCCUAAAUCUAGAGCGAAACGCUUAAACACAUGCCCUCCUGGAAAACGGGAUAAACAGAGAAAAAGCAACCAAAAAACAGCUAGAGGAACAGGUGCUCCCAAGUUUCUUUGAUUACCAGAGUUUGUGAUGAUGGAGGGUCAACCCCAAGUUAAAGCUACACUUCGGCUUGGUUCUGAAUUGUAUACGGUGAAUGCCAAAAAGGGUGGUGCUCUCUCUGAGCAGCUGUCUUCAAUGAAAGAGGAAAGUAUGAGCAUAUUGAAGGAAUUCAUCACCAAACACAAUGUUCCCAAUGAUGUCCCUGAUGAAUUGGUUGAAAGCUCUUCCGAAGACGACGAGGAAGAUGAACAAGUACCCAAGAAGUCUCACGUCAAGUCCAAGAAAGCAAAGAUAAAUUAGCAGUAGCUCUAUUGCUUCAGUCCAAAACAAAAAUUUAUAUGGAACUUUUCUAGUUUUCAACAGUCUCCUGUGUUAUUGAAUAUACAAUGAAUCAACUAUUUUAGCAUUGUGUUGAAUGCUUUAUGAAAUAGAUUUGAAUGAAAGACCUAAAGUUAUGGUACUUUUUAAC